Molecule: messenger RNA, 3712 nt
Organism: Toxotes jaculatrix (banded archerfish)
Lineage: Eukaryota; Metazoa; Chordata; Actinopteri; Toxotidae
Gene: rimbp2b
Product: RIMS binding protein 2b
Exons: 21
Coding region: 122-3712 (1196 amino acids)
Biological process (GO): neuromuscular synaptic transmission
Molecular function (GO): protein binding
Source: RefSeq, a predicted model, not a curated record
GUCUGAGUAUGCCCAGCUCAAAGAGACCCUUGGUGCUGUGACGCAGGAGAGAGAUUUAGCCCUGUGGGAGAGGAACCAGCUCCAAGGCAAACUGGAGAACCUAGAGCAGGUGCUCAAGCAUAUGCGUGAGGCUGCGGAGCGGAGGCAGCAGCUAGAGUUGGAGCAUGAGCAGGCCUUGGCUGUACUCAAUGCAAAGCAGCAGGAGAUUGACCUUCUUCAGAAGGCUCAGGUUGAGGCUAAAAAGGAACAUGAAGGCGCUGUCCAUCUGUUAGAGGCCAAAGUCCGCGAGCUGGAGGAAAAAUGUCGGACUCAGAGUGAGCAGUUCAACCUCCUGUCAAAAGAGCUGGAGAAGUUCCGGCUCCAGGCUGGGAAGUUUGAUAUCCUCAGCACUGAACCAUUAACUGUAUGUGAAUCUCCUGGGUCGCCCAACAAAUCCCUGUCCCAGCUCCUUAAUGGACUGGCUGCCCCCCUAGGGAAAGGCAAUGAGGCUCCAACAAGCAGAUCUUUGAUAUCUGAGUUCAUUCGACCACUCCAGAUCAGUGGAGACAAGCCCGAGCUCCUCUCUGUCAAGCCAACAUUCCUCACUCGCAGUCGAGCCGGCAGCCCGGCACGGGCUUUCCUCUCUGAGAUGGACAAAGAGCUCAGCUCAACAACCAGGUCCAAACCGAGAUUCACAGGGAAGGUUCGUCUGUGUAUUGCUCGGUACAGUUACAAUCCUUAUGAUGGGCCUAAUGAGCAUCCUGAGGCAGAGCUCCCCCUGGUGGCAGGGAAGUACCUCUACAUUUACGGGACAAUGGAUGAGGAUGGCUUUUAUGAAGGAGAGCUGCUGGACGGACAGCGGGGACUCGUCCCAUCCAAUUUUGUGGAUUUUGUCCAAGAUGAGGAGACACCCUCUGUCCAGCACAGGGACACAGUGGCUAAAGAACCUGGCUACCUCAACCACAGUAGCCUGGGGCCUCAGAGACUGGGGGUCGGCACAGGAACAGGCAUAAGCAGCCUGCUGUCUGACAGUAAACUAGACUGUCUAAGCACCAGCAGCUUGGGCAUGGACCUCCUGGGCUCUUCCACCAAUGGAACAGGAACCCUGGAUGUCAGCAUUGACGAGGUCGGUGAAGACAUUGUGCCUUAUCCCCGCCGCAUCAACCUGAUUAAACAACUGGCCAAGAGUGUGAUUAUUGGCUGGGAUCCUCCUGUGGUCCCACCAGGCUGGGGCUCCAUCAGUGGCUACAAUGUCUUGGUGGAUAAGGAGGUGCGCAUGAGUGUCCCCUACGGGGGCAGGACAAAGUCUCUUAUUGAAAAGCUCAAUCUUGCCACCAACACCUACCGUAUCUCAGUGCAGAGCAUCACAGAUCGGGGCCCAUCGGACGAGCUCCGGUGCACUCUGCUCGUGGGAAAGGAUGUGGUGGUGGCACCUUACUACCUGCGGGUGGACAGCAUCACACAGGUCUCCGCUGAGCUCUCUUGGAUGCCCAGCAACAGCAACUACAGCCACACCAUCUUCCUCAAUGGUGCAGAGUACGACAUGGUCAAGGCGGGAGGCUACAAGUACAAGUUCUUCAACCUGAAGCCCAUGACAGUUUACAAGGUGAAGGUUGUGGCGCAGCCGCAUCAGGUGCCUUGGCAGCUUCCGAUGGAUCAGAGGGAGAAGAGGGAAAUCUCUGUGGAGUUCUGCACUCAGCCUGCAGGGCCCCCUCUCCCUCCCCAGGAGGUGCAGGUCCAGUGUGGUCAGACUCCCGGGGUCCUGCAGGUCAGAUGGAAGCCGCCACCGCUGACGCCUUCAGGAACCUCCAACGGGGCCAGUGUGAUUGGCUACGCUGUGUGCACAAAGGGGCAAAAGAUAGCAGAGGUCUUGUACCCCACAGCAGACUAUGUGACCGUGGAGUUGAACAGGAUUCAGUGUCUGGAGGCCAGGGAAGUCAUUGUAAGGACGUUAUCAACACAAGGGGACUCCCAGGACUCGCCCGUGGCCAUCAUCCCGCCGCAGCCCCUCCGUCACCCUCCUCCUCAUCCCCAGUCUCAUUUCCAGCGACACCCCAUGCCCAAGUCCAAGCCGUUAGUAAGUGCCAGAGAGCCAGAAACCAAAGAGCAUGAGAUGGGCCUGCGGCCAGCCCAGCCCUGGGAGCGCUCCCCCUCUCCGCUGCCUCCCAUGCGCGGACCCAACCUAGAGCCGCCGCACUUCCAGCCACGGCGAUCGCCCUCUCCUCAGAGGAUCCUGCCGCAGCCUCAGGGAGUCCCCAUCCCCAACACUAUCGCCAAGGCCAUGGCCAGGGAAGCUGCCCAGAGAGUGUUUGCCGAGGGUAACCGGGCUGAGAAAAGGAACAUCUUUAGUGAACGAGGGAACGCCUUGCAUCCGCUCAACUCUGAUGAGGAGGAGGAUGGCUACGACUCUCCUCAUGCCAGGAGGAGAGGAGCCUCCGUGGAUGAAUUCCUCAGAGGCUCAGAGCUGGGCAGACAGCACCACCAUCACCACUACAGCCACAGUGAGGAGUACCACACAGAGAGCAGCCGGGGCUCUGACCUGUCCGACAUAAUGGAGGAGGACGAGGAAGAUCUUUACUCUGAGAUGCAACUGGAGGAGGGCCGCAGGCGCAGUAUCAACUCUCACAACACUCUUAAGAUCAUUGGGAACUCACCAUCACACGGAAGCGCUGAUCGUCUGGACCACUCAGGGAGGAGGCCGGUUCACAUCGGCACCCCCCCUCAGCGACGACCCAUCCCAUCCAUUGAGAUCACCAUGGACAGUAACAGUGAGGGGAGUGAGGGGAACCUCUCACCCGUCAAGGAGGAUGUUUACUAUGGCAGUGUAGCUCGGCGCAGGAUAUGGCGAUCUAUGUCCUCAGAGGAUCAAUAUGACGGCUAUGGCGGUCGCAGGCACGGGAGGGGACGGCGUUCCCCGGAUUACUAUGAGGAAUCAGAGCCUGAGGAGCUGACCCGUGUGUUUGUGGCUCUGUUUGACUAUGACCCCCUGUCCAUGUCUCCCAACCCUGACGCUGCUGAUGAGGAGCUGCCAUUCAAGGAGGGCCAGAUCAUCAAGGUAUUUGGGAAUAAAGAUACGGAUGGCUUCUACAGGGCGGAGGUUCGUGAUCGAGUGGGUCUGAUCCCCUGUAACAUGGUCUCUGAGAUCCAAACAGAGGAUGACGAGAUGAUGGACCAGCUCCUCAAACAGGGCUUCCUGCCUCUUAACACUCCUGUGGAGAAGUUAGAGAGGAACAGGCGGAGCGGGCGUCAACACCCGAUGUCAACACGGAGAAUGGUAGCUCUGUACGACUACGACCCCAGAGAGAGCUCCCCUAACGUUGAUGUAGAGGCUGAACUGACUUUCUGUGCCGGUGACGUCAUCACAGUUUUUGGUGAAAUAGAUGAAGAUGGCUUUUACUAUGGCGAGCUCAAUGGACACAAAGGACUGGUUCCUUCCAACUUUCUAGAAGAAGUGCCUGAUGAUGUAGAGGUUUUUCUCACUGACUCACCAUCUCGAUACCCCCAGGACAAUCCAGCACGGAUAAAGACCAAAAGGGUUCCAUUGGAAAAAUCGGGUCCGCCCAGAAGAGCAGCCUCUCCCACAGUGCGUCCACACAUCCCUGGCUCUGGCCCUGCCACCGUGGGGCCCGGCAGUCCCAUCAGGGCCCCAGUGGACAUGUACUCCUCCAAAAAGAAAAAGGGACUGCUCUCCAAAGGGAAGAAACUAUUGCAAAGACUUGGCGCUGUAAAAUAA